CCACUCAAAUGAUCUUGGGUUUUAUAACUGGAGAUGAUUCAUUUACAUCAAUUUCACCUCAAUCACUUAGUCGAUGGAAUAAUGAGAUUAGUGAAAUCCAUGUUAAUCAAAUCUUUAAUCAGAAUACCUCAGAAUUUUUUUCCUUCAGGAUAAUGGUAGACGAGUCAACACGGGAGAUGAAGGAUUUAGUAAAUUGUAUGGGAUACUCAGUGGCUCAAGCAAUAUACGAUGCUCUUAAUAAUUAUCAAAUAAAUCUUCAACAAUGCCAC
Molecule: messenger RNA, 269 nt
Organism: Racocetra persica
Lineage: Eukaryota; Fungi; Glomeromycota; Glomeromycetes; Diversisporales; Gigasporaceae
Source: the annotation of a GenBank genome assembly